CAGGCUAGGCGGACCGGUAGUGCUGACUGUGAAAUCGAUCGAGUGUUUACAGACUGGUGGAGUUUUGCGAAGAAGUUGGCAAUGUUUUCCUGAGGUUCUUAAACUGGUAUGUCGGUCCUAGUUCCAUAUGGCUACGUAUGAUGAGGACAUUCUGAACAACUCUUUUUAUCUUGCAUUUGAAAAACAGCGGCCAGAUCUAUGCAGUAAAGUAGCGGAAUUCCAUGGCAUUGUCCUAGUACCUUGCAGAGACAGCCUGACCAGUGACAGCUAUCCAGCAGCUCAGUUUGAAGCCUAUGUACUGAAGCCUGUGGAUGGAGGUUAUCGGACUGUAAAUGGAAAGGAAGUCUGUAUUCAAGACAACUUGAUAAAACUGGGAGCAGGCUUUACCACUCCAUGCACAGUUCCCAUUCUUUUUGAAGAAACCUUCUACAAUGAAAAGGAACAGAGCUAUAGCAUACUGUGUGUAGCUCGGCCGAUUGAGUUCUGUGCAGUUGAACCAGCCCCACCAUUAGUAACUUCUUGCUUAAAGAAUGUGGAAGAUGUCAGGGAGUUCUUGGGUAGGCACACAGAAAAACUGGACAAGUUCAUUACAGCCUUCCGUGGAACAUUCAAACAGCACGAAAGAAAAGGCUUACGACAUCACAUAGAUCUUGUGAAUGCACUUUACACAAAAUGCCUUCAGUGUUUGCUGAGAGACUCUCGGCUAAAAGUCCUUGUUAAACAGGAGCUUCAAAUGAACUUGAUUAAGCAGUCUGUUGAAAUGUACAUACACCAUGGCAUCUAUGAUUUAAUAUUUAAGUAUAUUGGAACCAUUGAAGCUAGUCAGGAUGCUGCAUUUAACAAAACUACGAGAAGUCUACAAGACGUCCAACAAAAAGAAUUGGGUGUCAAGUCAGAAUACAGCAUCAGUAUACCUCGUGCCAAAUGUGAGCUGAGUCAGCUGAACCGCUGCACCUCCCCGCAGCACAAGCUCACCUGCCUUCGGAAGGUAGUGAACACAGUCAUGCAGGCGCCAAGCCAAAGAGUUAACAUUGAAGGCAUGUGUGCUGAUGAUCUUCUGUCUGUCCUCUUGUAUCUGCUGGUAAAGACAGAAAUACCCAACUGGAUGGCCAAUCUUAGUUACAUCAAGAACUUUCGAUUUUGCAACUCCUCGAAAGAUGAUCUUGGGUACUGUCUCACCUCAUUUGAGGCUGCAGUGGAGUUCAUCCGCCAAGGCAACCUCUCCAUUGGACACAUGGUUUCAGGAAAUGUAAAUGACAACUUGUUCUUCAGACAGAAAAUAAAUCUGCUGUCUCAGAAUGCUGCUACCGCGAUUGACUGUCUGUUUGAGCACAUCGCCGGUGGUAAUGAGAGCGAAGUGGAAAAGCUGUUGAGUGAGGGAAAAAACGAAGAGGAAAAUAUCCCAAUGUGCCAUCCCCUGUGUUCCUGCGACAGCUGCGAGACGCAAUUAUCUGGCAGACUGAAUGACCCGUCCAUUGUCACUCCAUUCUCUAGAGAUGAUCGAGGGUACACGCCACUCCAUAUUGCUGCUAUCUGUGGUCAGUCAUCAUUAAUAGAUCUGCUGGUUGCAAAGGGAGCUGUUGUGAAUGCAACAGACUAUCAUGCUUUAACUCCUCUGCACCUGUCCUGCCAAAAAGGGUACCAGAGCGGCACAUUGCUGCUGUUACACUACAAAGCCAGCACCAAUGUACAGGAUAACAGUGGCAACACUCCGCUCCAUUUGGCCUGCAUGUACGGGCAUGAAGAUUGCGUGAAGGCACUGGUGUACUAUGACGUACACUCCUGCAGGCUGGACAUUCAGAAUGAUAAAGGAGACACUCCCCUCCACAUUGCAGCUCGCUGGGGCUAUGAAGGAGUCAUUGAGGUGCUGCUGGAGAAUGGCGCCAAUACUGAUAUUCCCAACAAGGCAAAGGAGACUCCGUUUCAGUGUGCGCUCAACUCCAAGAUUUUAGCUUUACUGGAAUUCACCUACAGUGGAUUUGGACAGAGUGCUAGUGAGUCUCCUGGAAGAUCUCCUCAGCCCUCCACAGAUACGUGCAGCCGGAGGUCGUCCAUGUCAAGUGUGUCCUCACUGUCCACAGACAUCAAGCACGAGAACGUGAAAGGAAAACACAAGGAGGUGGAGAAACUGUUGAGGGCUGUCGCUGAUGGAGAUGUGGAGAUGGUGCGUUACCUUUUGGAAUGGCUGGAUCAUUAUCCGGAGGAAGGGAAAGAUGAGGAUGAGGGGGAGGGGGAGGUGGAGGUGGAAGUGGAGGUGGUGGAGGAAGCUGGCCCGGGGUUGAAGUCCAAGUUCUGUCACCCGCUGUGCCAGUGCCCAGAGUGUGAACCCGCUCAGAAGAAGCUGGCAAGUGUGCGGGUGAGCGGUCUGGGAGUGAACAUCAGUAACCAGGACGGCUUCACUCCCCUGCAUGUGGCUGCUCUUCAUGGACACGCUCCCUUGGUCUCCUUCCUCAUUGGGAAUGGAGCCAACAUCAACGCUCAGAACUCUCAGAGUGCCACACCACUGCACCUGGCCUGCCAGAACAGCCACCUGCAGGUGGUGACAUCCUUACUUGAAUGCAACGCUAAAUUAAACAAGAAGGACCAUUUUGGAAAUACACCCUUGAUUCAUGCGUGCUUGAGGGGACACCUGGAGACAGCCAUGGUGUUGCUGGAGAGUGGAGCGUCGUUGAAUGUUGCCAACAGUCAGGGGAGCACAGCUCUGCACGAGGCAGUGAAGGGAAGCCACCGCCCCCUGGUGGAGCUGCUGCUGCAGCGUGGGGCAUCGCUGCAGGUGAUGAACAAGCGGCAGCGCACUCCACUAGACUGUGCUGAGGAGAUGUCUGGCAGGAACACUGCGAUUCUUAAGAUUCUGCAGAAAGCUGCGGGGUGCACAGUAGUUGAUGGCACACAGACACUCAAAACACCUGCAAAAGAAAUACCUGUGAAAGUACAGAAAUCUCCAGCUUCUGGAAAGCAAUUUAAAGCCCUUGACGACCCCAGCAGAAGACUUGUCCAGUCAAUUAAUGGAACACAUUUAAGGAAAGCAAUCACAAGAGAAAAACGUGUUCCCAGCUUCGACACCGCCCUGCUUCAUCAGUUGCCAAUAAAGAAGUCUGACAAAACCAAGCUGAGACGUGCCGAGACUAUAGAUCAGCCCUUUACAGCGACCACUGAAGGGGAAGUGACACAAAAUACUAAGGUUGUCAGCGCUCGGACUAAAACCCUGUGUCGCAGCCACACGGUCACUGAGGAGCGCAUACCUGACCACGCAGGGGGAAACUGCAUGGAGCCGGAAGAGUUCUUUGACCCCUCACGUAAAGUCAACGGGCACGCAAACACGUGCGACCACACACACAAUACAAACCAGAGAAUGAACUGUGCUGAUAUAAGGCCACGGGAAAUGAAAGAACUAACUCUGAAAAGCGAGCCAGGGAGCUUUUCUGAAGAAGACUCCAGUGAGGAGCAAUCGUCAUCGUCCCUUGCGAGCCUUGCCUCUCAGCAAGACUCUAAUACAGAGCAGGCAGCAGAUCUCCAAGGGACAGGCCACUAAACCACGGGAACGCCAUUGCAUCGGACCCAGCAAGCAAACUACCUUUUAAAGUCAAGGUCUAGAUGGCGAAUUUUCAACAGGUAAUUUAGAAGUGUCAAUUUCAUGAGCCUAAUCACAAUGCUUAAAGUUGCUGUAGCCACCACAAUAAUUCUAUAAAUGAGUGUUGCACAAUUCAGGUCUCCACGUCAUGUCAGUUUUGAAAGAAAGUUGUGCUCUGGAAGCUAGUAUUUUCAUUAAAAAAUAAGUAAGAUCUGGUAAUAUACUAGGCUAAAGGAAGUUGUUUUCGCAUCCUUGGUUGUUUCACUUGGAGCGUUUCACCUCUUUUUUUAAAUACUUUAUUCCUGUCAUUAAUCGACUGGGUGUUUGCCCUAAUGACGGGCAUGUUUGACCCAGAAGCACUACCUGAAAGCAAGAUGUGCAACGUUUUCUUUAGUAUACCAAAUAUAUAUUUUGUUGACCAUGAAAAUACAUGUUGGAUGUCAUAUUUCAGUAUCUGUCACCUUUAUUAAAUGAAGUGUCUAUAUGAAAAUAGAUCAUACAAAAAAUGAUGUAUACCUUCAGAGAGGUUGUGGUGUGCUGGUGAGUGGAGUUAUUUUUCUGCAGUGUUGAAAGUUUUGAUAAUAAUUUAACCAAAGUCUUGAAAAGGUUAGGUUGAAUACCACAUUGUAUUUAAUUAAUCAAAACCAACUCAUAUAGUCAGUAUGGUUGUAUGUGUCUUGUAUAAAGAAGUCGUUAAGUAAGUUAUAAUAAAAAGGUAUUUAAAUUGCAUUUUUUUUUAUCAUUAAAGAAUAUGUAAAUUGUGUACAACUCAAAGCACUUCUUCAUUUUAAUAUCAAGCCUCCGCAAAAGGACGUGCAUAUCCUAGUGUGGGAUCCUGAUAAUCUUUCUGCCCAUUGCUUCCUGUACCAGCAAUAGGAUUGGUGCCACUAUGUAAAAGAGAAAAAAGAAAAUAAUUUGAAUUUAUUGGGCUAAAAUGUACAAAGUUUUCCUUUUUAUUCAGUUAUUACAAAUGUUGUCACAAUUCUAUCUUUAAACAAAAGCAUGUUAUAGACACUUAUGUUUAUUUUCAUGUGGCAUAUUAAAAAUGCUCAUCUAUAAGCAUUAACAUAGUCACCCAAUCUAUUUAGUUGCAUCUCAGAUUUUACAAGGCUACUCUGUGGAAUCCUGUAGAUUUAAAAAUAAAAAGAACAGAUUGGAUCCCAUAUUCGCAGUACAAUUCUUAAAAUUAGGUGAAAGGAUGAUUUUGAAAUGAUUUAAAAAAACAAAACUUCUUACUCAAAGUUUUAUAAAUUGCAAAUGUAAUUAAUCAAACAGGUCUUUAACAGUCCUUGUGAAUGGAGGCCCCAGUAGUUCAAGUGUUUUGAAAAGAAUGUCUUCUAACGCAACACCUUCAAAGUAAAGGCUUUAUUUUAACUGCUCCUGUCGUAUCUGAAUUCUGGGAUCUCAAAAGCUUGCAGUGACUUCCGAGAUCCAAAUUGGAUUUAACAUUUUUAACAAGAAUAGUUUGUACCUCAUUUUCAGUCCUGCUUCCAGCUUCGGUGCCAGUGUAGCACAUUGGCCGACACAGGAAAGUGAUGAGACGCCCCUGCUUAGAUAGUGAAAAGGCUAGUCCCUUCACAAUGUUACGGGUGUACUGAAUGCACAGCAUUCUGCGAAUUAUACACUUGGAUUACUGGAUUAAGAGCUGCAGUUUGAUAUUGUU
Messenger RNA from Polyodon spathula (Mississippi paddlefish), 5234 nucleotides. It is a transcript of the gene ankrd27, whose product is annotated as ankyrin repeat domain 27 (VPS9 domain). Lineage: Eukaryota; Metazoa; Chordata; Actinopteri; Acipenseriformes; Polyodontidae. Gene Ontology annotation, biological process: early endosome to late endosome transport; neuron projection morphogenesis. The record is from RefSeq and is a predicted model, not a curated record. The transcript has 29 exons. Gene Ontology annotation, cellular component: neuron projection; late endosome; transport vesicle. Gene Ontology annotation, molecular function: guanyl-nucleotide exchange factor activity; SNARE binding. Bases 128 to 3532 code for a protein of 1134 amino acids.